This is a messenger RNA of Kazachstania africana CBS 2517, 5601 nucleotides long. RefSeq names its product DNA-binding ATPase (gene MOT1). NCBI's taxonomy places the organism in Eukaryota, Fungi, Ascomycota, Saccharomycetes, Saccharomycetales, Saccharomycetaceae. The record is from RefSeq and is a predicted model, not a curated record. The coding region runs from base 1 to 5601 and encodes 1866 amino acids. Gene Ontology annotation, molecular function: DNA binding; TBP-class protein binding; ATP-dependent chromatin remodeler activity. The transcript has a single exon.
AUGACUUCAAAAGUUUCUAGGUUAGAUAGACAAGUUAUACUACUGGAGACCGGGUCUACGCAAGUUGUUAGAAAUGUAGCCGCCGACCAAAUGGGGGAUCUUGCCAAACAGCAUCCCGAAGAUAUACUAUCGUUACUGUCGAGGGUAUAUCCCUUUCUUAUGUCGAAGAAAUGGGAAACCCGAGUCACGGCGGCUAGGGCAGUUGGUGGAAUUGUAUCACAUGCUCCACUUUGGGAUCCAAAUCAGGACGAUGAUGAUAAUAAUGAAAUUAAUAUACCUAAUACUAUUAAACCAGAAGAUGAUGAUGAAACAAAUGCUAAAAUUAAGUUAGAAAAUGAAUUAAAAAUAAAAUUGGAAGAAUUAAAAGAAUCAGACAUUGAUCUUUUACAAGAUACUAAAUCUUUAUAUUGUCUAUCUCAAUGGAAUUUAAACGAACUGUUCAAAUCUGGUAAAAUAUUAUUAGCACAAAGUGUCAACGAUUUUAAUGAUUCAGCACCUUCUACGAUUUCAGAAGCUCCAAAUAAGCAACUCAAAUUAGAACAAUCAAAUAAUAAUAAUAAUAAUAAUAAUAACGACUUAACUACGAAGAAAUCAGCGAGGAUGUUGGCAAUGGCGAAACGUAAAAGGAAAAUACAGGCAAAAACACAAACAAAUAAACCCGUAGAUUUAACAGAAAGUUCAAUAUCGAAAACGUUGUUACAGCAGCAGCAGCAACAACAACAACAGAAUGAUAAUAAAGCUACACCACUAGUAAAUCCUAAGUUAGAAAUUACAGAACAAGUAGAUAGAAAUAAAAUUAUGAUAGAAACUGUGGCAGCACCAAUAUUAGAAGAACAUGAAAAAGUCGCAGGCCUCGUAUGGCAAUUUCAAGGUAUUUAUGAACUUUUAUUAAAUAAUUUAACGAAUGAAUCAUGGGAAAUUAGGCAUGGUGCUGCAUUGGGUCUAAGAGAAUUAAUGAAAAAACAUGCAUCAAGCUUAAGUAGGGUGAAAGGUAAAUCUAGAGAAGAAAAUGAUCUUAGAAAUAAGAAAAAUUUAGAAGAUCUAGCAACUAAUUUACUGACAGUUUUUGCUCUUGAUAGAUUUGGUGAUUACAUUUAUGACACUGUAGUUGCUCCAGUAAGAGAGUCAGUGGCACAAUCAAUGGCGGCUAUAUUACUUCACUUAGAUGAUGACCUUUCACUCAAAAUUUUUGAAAAAUUAGAACAGUUAGUAUUACAAGAUCCAAUAAUUACGGGACUUCCCAAUAAAAUUUGGGAAGCAACACAUGGUGGAUUAUUAGGAAUUCGAUAUUUUGUAAGUAUUAAAUCAGAAUUUCUGUUAACACAUGAUUUAUUGGAAAGAGUUGUUAAUAUUGUACUAUAUGGUUUGAGUCAAUCAGAUGAUGAUGUUCAAUCCGUUGCUGCAUCCAUUCUAACUCCAAUAACAAAUGAAUUUGUUAGAUUAGAUCCAGAUAAAAUUGAUAUUCUCAUUACAACGAUAUGGUCUUCAUUAACACAAUUAGAUGAUGAUCUUUCUUCAAGUGUAGGAUCUGUAAUGGAUCUAUUAGCAAAAUUAUGCCAGCAUCAAGAAGUUUUAGAUAUUCUUAAAGGUAAAGCUCUCAAAUUCCCAUCUGAAUGGUCAUUCAAAUCUCUAGUACCAAAAUUGUACCCAUUUUUACGUCAUUCAAUUUCUUCUGUGAGAAAAGCUGUACUAAAUUUAUUAAAUGCAUUUUUAUCCAUUAAAGAUGAUACCACCAAAAAUUGGUUAAAUGGUAAAGUCUUUAGACUUGUUUUCCAAAAUAUUCUAUUGGAACAAAAUCCCGAAAUCCUUCAACUAUCAUUUGAUGUUUAUUCUUCAUUAUUAGAGCACUACAAAUCAAAGCAUACUGAAAAGUCAUUAGAUCAUGUCUUUAGUAAACAUUUACAACCAAUUUUACAUCUUUUAAAUACCCCUAUUGGUGAAAAUGGUAAGAAUUAUAGUAUGGAAUCACAAUUUAUUUUAAAACCUUCACAACAUUACCAACUUCAUCCAGAAAAGAAAAGAUCCAUUUCCGAGGCCACUACAGAAACAGAUAUUCCAUUACCAAAAAAUUCCGAACGUAUUAACAUUGAUGCUCCAAUGAUUGCAGGUGAUAUUACAUUGUUGGGAUCAGAAACUAUUAUUAAUACAAGAAUUAUGGGUGCAAAAGCAUUCGGCUUAACCUUAUCAUUAUUUCAAGAAUCUACUCUACAAUCAUUUUUGAGUAAUAUUCUUGUUCGUUGUUUGGAUUUACCAUACUCUACACCAAGAAUGUUAGCUGCGGUUAUAUUGAGGCAAUUUUGUUUGUCCUGGUUAGAACAUCAUGUCGACAGUGAAAAUUUACCACCAUUCGUUGCAGAAAUUUUUGCCACUGAGAUAAAUGAACAAUUAUUAAAUCCUAAUUCUUUACCAGUGUUUAGAGAAUUGGUACCAAAUUUAAAGGCUUUAAGAACUCAAUGUCAAAGUUUAUUGGCUGCCUUUGUCGAUGUGGGGAUGUUGCCGCAACAUAAGUUACCAAGAAUUGCCAUUGUUGUCCAAGGUGAAACUGAAGCAGGUCCUCAAGCAUUUGGUAUUGAGACUGCCGAAAAAGUUUUUAAUGAAUACUAUGACAAAAUGUUCAGAGCAAUGAAUAACUCCUACAAGUUACUUGCAAAGAAGCCUUUGGAAGAUGCUAAAUAUCGUGUUUACAUGGCUAUUAAUGCCGCAAAAGAGGCUUCGAGGGCUCGUACUGGAAGUAUCAUGGCUAAUUAUGCUGCAGCAUCUUUACUUUUCAGUGGUGUCCCAUCAAAGUUGAAUCCAACGAUUAGAUCUCUAAUGGAUAGUGUCAAAGAAGAGAAAAAUGAAAAAUUACAACAAAUGGCUGGUGAAUCUCUAAUUCAUUUAGUCAAGGAAUUACUUAAAACUAACAAAGUUAAUGCCGCAAAUAAAAUUAUAAAAAAUUUAUGUGGUUUCCUUUGUGUUGAUACUUCAGAAGUUCCAGAUUUUUCAGCAAAUGCAGAGCAUAAAGAUAUCAUUUUAACUUUAAUCAAAGAAGUUAAUGCAUUAACUGCUCAGGAAGAUGUUGCUUUAAGGAAGAUGACAGAGGAUGCAAAAUUGAAAAGAAAAGGUGGUCUUUACACACUAGGUAAAUUAUUUGAGGCAUUUGGUGACGUUGCUUUAUCAGAAAUUCCCCAAGUGAAAAGUUUACUCUUUGAUCCAUUGAAUAAUAUUGAAAAUUUGAAAAAAGAUGAUGAGGGUGCAUUUGAUAAUACUAUUGGUCAAUCAAUUGUAGAUGCAUUAGGUAUAUUGAGAGCAUUGUUUCCAUUCAUGAGAGAAGAAAUAUGUGACAAUGAAAUUGUACCUCAUUUUUCCACUAUUCUUACAUUUUUAAAAUCCGAACUUUCAGUUUUACGUUAUUCUGCAGCUAGAACUUUUGCAACCCUUGCGAAGAUUUCUCACGUUAAAGUGAUGCCAUUCAUUAUUAGGGAAAUUCUUCCCCUCAUGAACAAUGCUGGAUCAACAGUAGAACGUCAAAGUGCCACCGAAUUAGUGUACCAUUUAUCAUUAGCAAUGGGCACAGAUAUAUUGCCAUAUGUUAUUUUUUUAAUUGUUCCAUUAUUAGGUCGUAUGAGUGAUUCCAAUCAAGAUGUUAGGAAUUUGGCAACUACAACAUUUGCUUCAAUUAUUAAAUUAGUCCCAUUAGAAGAAGGUAUUGCUGAUCCUGAAGGUUUACCAGAAGAUUUGAUGACUGGUCGUGAGAGAGAGCGUGAUUUUAUUCAACAAAUGAUGGAUCCAUCCAAAGCUAAACCUUUCAAAUUGCCGGUUGCUAUCAAAGCUACGUUAAGAAAAUAUCAACAAGAAGGUAUCAACUGGUUGGCAUUUUUGAAUAAGUAUCAAUUGCAUGGUAUUCUUUGUGAUGAUAUGGGUCUUGGUAAGACGUUGCAAACAAUUUGUGUCAUCGCCAGUGAUCAAUAUUUAAGACAAGAGGAUUAUAAAAACACGAAGUCUGUUGAAACAAGGCCUUUACCAUCAUUAAUUAUUUGUCCACCAUCUUUAACAGGUCAUUGGGAAAAUGAAUUUGAACAGUACUCUCCAUUUUUAAAGACAAUUGUUUAUGCCGGUGGCCCAUCUUCAAGAAUACCAUUAAGAGAUAAGCUUGAUUCAGCAGAUAUUGUGAUCACAUCAUAUGAUGUCACGAGACAUGACCUGAAUGUAUUGGUUAAAUACGAUUAUAAUUACUGUGUUCUUGAUGAAGGUCAUAUUAUUAAAAAUGCACAAUCUAAAUUGGCAAAAGCUGUUAAACAAAUACAUGCGAACCAUCGUCUUAUUUUAACUGGUACGCCAAUUCAAAAUAAUGUUGUAGAAUUAUGGUCAUUGUUCGAUUUUUUGAUGCCGGGGUUUUUGGGUACAGAAAAAAUGUUCCAAGAAAGGUUUGCAAAGCCAAUUGCAGCCUCUAGAAAUAGUAAGACUUCAUCAAAAGAACAAGAAGCUGGUGCUCUGGCUCUGGAAGCUUUGCAUAAACAGGUAUUGCCAUUCAUGUUAAGAAGACUAAAAGAGGAUGUUCUAUCAGAUUUGCCUCCAAAGAUCAUUCAAGAUUAUUAUUGUGAAUUGAGCGAUUUACAAAAACAACUUUAUGAAGAUUUUGCCAAAAAACAAAAGACUGUUGUUGAAAAAGAUAUUGAUAACACUGAAGAAGCAGAUGAGGGUAAGCAACAUAUUUUCCAAGCAUUACAAUAUAUGAGAAAAUUAUGCAACCAUCCUGCUUUAAUUCUCUCCCCUGAUCAUCCACAAUUACGUCAAGUUGAACAAUACCUGAAACAGGCAAAUCUGGAAUUACAUGAUGUAGUAAAUGCACCAAAGUUGAAUGCGCUACGUACUUUGCUCUUUGAAUGUGGUAUUGGUGAAGAAGAUAUGGAUAAACGAUCAGAAUCACAGUAUUUGACUGGGCAAACUGUCAUUUCACAACAUAGAGCCUUAAUCUUUUGUCAAUUAAAAGAUAUGUUAGACAUGGUCGAAAAUGACUUGUUCAAGAAAUAUAUGCCGUCGGUUACAUACAUGAGAUUAGAUGGUGGCGUAGAUCCUAGAGAUAGACAAAAAGUUGUACGAAGAUUCAAUGAGGAUCCUUCAAUUGAUUGUUUAUUAUUAACAACUAAAGUAGGUGGUUUAGGUUUGAAUUUGACAGGUGCAGACACUGUUAUUUUUGUUGAGCAUGAUUGGAAUCCAAUGAAUGAUUUACAAGCAAUGGAUCGUGCUCAUAGACUCGGUCAAAAGAAGGUUGUCAACGUUUACAGAAUUAUUACGAAGGGAACUCUGGAAGAAAAAAUCAUGGGUUUACAAAAAUUCAAAAUGAAUAUCGCCUCUACGGUUGUUAAUCAACAGAAUAGUGGUUUAACUUCCAUGGACACUCAUCAAUUAUUAGACUUAUUUGAUACAGAUAACGUAACUGCUCAAGAGAAUGAAAAGACACCACAACCUGCAAAGAGUACAGGUCUGGAAGAUGUUGCCAAUGAAACAGGGUUGUCAGGAAAAGCGAAAGAAGCCCUUGGAGAAUUGAAAGAGCUAUGGGAUUCAUCACAGUAUGAAGAAGAGUAUAAUUUGGACAAUUUUAUAAAGACUCUACGUUAA